CAAUCCCUCUAAUGGAGAAUGCAGCACCCAUUGACUGGAUCAGCAAUUUACCGGAUGAAUUACUCUGUUACAUUCUCUCCUUACUCCCAACCAAACUUGCUUUCUCCACCACCGUUCUCUCCAAGAGGUGGACCCCACUCAGCAAAUUACUCACGGCUCUCUACUUCAACGACGAAUCCGUUAAAGACAAAGACGCCUUCCUCCGUUUCUGUAGUUUCGUCAAUACAGCCACGGUCUCUGCAGAACUUAUCAAAACGUUUCACCUCAAUUGUGAUUCUAGCCAUUGGCAGCUAGAUGGCCGUUCGGACAACAUCAACAACUGGAUCCAAACUGCCAAACGCCAUCCUUUGGAGAAUCUCCACCUCCAUUCUAGUAUAGGUUAUUUGAACGAGACAAUCACAUUGCCACCAACUAUUUUCACCUUUUCAAAGCUUGUGGUUCUCAAAGUGAAGACUUUCUGUUUGGAUGGUGAUAUCUCUGUCGAUCUUCCAUCGCUUAAGACCCUUCAUUUGAAUGAUGUUUAUUUCAAAAAUCAUGAGAAUUUCAAAAAGUUUAUUCAUGGGUGUCCCAUUUUGGAAGAUUUGAAUAUUACUCACGUUUGUUAUAUCACGCAAGAUAAGAGUUCUACCAUGAAUACAGGAGAUUUUAAAUCCUUAUCCAAGUUGAUCAGAGCCAAUAUCCUUGACUCUGAUGUUCCCGUUACAGCAGUUUAUAAUGUCCAGAUUUUAAAACUCUGGGUGGAUAGAAAGCUUCCUGAGCAAGUGAUUAUUCCCAAUAACAGAAGGUUUCAAAACUUAAUCCACCUUGAACUGUUUACAAUCGCCUCAGAAUACUGUGAAGAUCUGAUGGGCCUGCUCCAGAAUUGCCCCAAACUUCAAAGUCUCACUAUUGCUGUGUUGCUAGACAAAGAUUUAUUCAAAAACUGGAAAUAUCCAAUUACGGUUCCUAAUUGUAUUUCUUCUCACCUCCGAUCAUGUACUUUAAGGUUUGACGCCUUUGAAGUUGACCUUCGAUUAGCAACGUAUAUUUUAAAAUAUGCGCCACUUUUAGAGGUCCUGAAAUUCACCAUGUUUGAUGCAUUACAACUCCGAGAAAACCAGAACCGGCGGUGCUGUCUUGGAAGAGCACUACUGCGUUCCACUCCCAGCCAACACUGGAGUGAGAACCCAGCUGCUGCAACUGAGAUAGAAUCGUCACGUGAAAUGGCGAAAAGCUCAGGGAACACUUGCAUCAGCGACUGA
This is a messenger RNA of Vicia villosa (hairy vetch), 1241 nucleotides long. RefSeq names its product putative FBD-associated F-box protein At3g50710. The record is from RefSeq and is a predicted model, not a curated record. Lineage: Eukaryota; Viridiplantae; Streptophyta; Magnoliopsida; Fabales; Fabaceae. Gene Ontology annotation, molecular function: protein binding. Bases 12 to 1241 code for a protein of 409 amino acids. The transcript has 4 exons.